Messenger RNA from Agrilus planipennis (emerald ash borer), 5332 nucleotides. RefSeq names its product protein hu-li tai shao (gene hts). Bases 359 to 5239 code for a protein of 1626 amino acids. Gene Ontology annotation, molecular function: actin filament binding. The transcript has 11 exons. The record is from RefSeq and is a predicted model, not a curated record. Gene Ontology annotation, cellular component: cytoskeleton; plasma membrane; postsynaptic density. NCBI's taxonomy places the organism in Eukaryota, Metazoa, Arthropoda, Insecta, Coleoptera, Buprestidae.
CGCUGCCAAUGUCGGACUUAGGGCACCGGAGUAUAGAGGAAAGCAGGAGGAAAGUGAUGGUUGAACGUGUAACGCGUCUUGAAUUUGAAUGAACGAACGCGAUAUAGCGGUUAACGAAACAUUUUUGAGACUUUUGUGCGGUCUACGGAGAAUAUCGGGUGCUUUUGUGAUAACGAACUGCUGAUAAUAAUAUUUUCGUUCGGCCAAAAAUCGAUGGGGCGUAUGCUUCUAGUUUUUUAAAGGACUUGUUUAACGGUGCCCAUAGUUCAGUGACGGUGGUGAAUAGUGAUUCAUAUUAGCCGACAGAAAGGAGAAUUAGUAAAAAUUAAGCAUAAUUGAAAGUUAACAACAAAAAAAAAUGACUACAGACACGAAUCCAGCUGUCCAAACGAACGGAGUCGACGAUGUCACGCAGCAAGAAGAAGACGACGAGCGAGCGAAGAUGCGUCCCGUCGACAUUGACGCCGACGUCCGCGAAAUGGAACGGCGAAAACGGGUCGAGGCCAUCAUGAACAGCAAGCUCUUUCGUGAAGAGCUCGAACGCAUAAUCGAGACCCAGUUGAGGGACGGCGUCGGUCCCGGAAGUCUCAUGCAACAGAUCUCGGACAUGGUGGGAGGCGUUCCCGGACGUCAUUCUGCGGGCACCUUUAAGGGCGCGGGAUGCGUUUUGCCCAUUAACGACAUCCGUGGCGUCGAAUCUAUCGGCUAUGCCAAAGGCGAAAAGAUACUUCGAUGCAAACUCGCCUCAGUCUUCCGAUUGAUGGACCUGUAUGGCUGGACCCAGGGACUUGACUCUCAGAUCACUGCCAGAUUAAACCAAGACCAAGAGCAUUUCCUGGUGAAUCCUACGGGUUUGUUGUAUCACGAGUUGACCGCGUCAAGCUUGGUCAAGGUCGAUAUGCAGGGGAACGUUGUCGAACAGGGCACUACGAAUUUCGGCAUAAGUCUUUCGGGUUUCUCGCUUCACGCGGCAAUACACGCCGCGCGUCCUGAUAUUAAGUGCAUAAUAAGUGUCCGCACUCCAUCGGUGGCCGCGGUUUCCUCUCUAAAGUGCGGCCUGUUGCCGAUUACUCAGGAAUCGGUCGUGAUCGGUGAAGUGAGUGCUCAUCCGUUUUCAGGCGGACUUAACGAUCCAGACGAGAAAGAGAAAGUGUCGCGGAAUUUGGGACCCUUGAACAAAGUCCUGCUGCUCACAAAUCAGGGCGCUGUUUGCUGCGGCGAAACAAUCGAGGAAGCGUUCUUUAACGUGAAGAACACCGUCCUGGCGUGCGAAACGCAGCUCAAACUGAUGCCCGCGGGCAUCGACAAUCUCGUCCUAUUGUCAGACGAGACGCGCAAAAAAAUGUACGACGCCGCGCGAAAACCGCCCCACAAUACUCCCAGACCCGAUCAGCACACUGUCCUCGAGGAGAAGCUCGAAAGGAAAUUCCGCGUCGGUGGCACCGAGUUCGAGGCGCUCAUGAGGAUGCUGGACAACGCCGGCUUCCGAACGGGCUACAUCUACAGACACCCGCUGGUAAAGACGGAACCGCCAAGACCUAAAAAUGAUGUGGAAUUGCCCCCUGCAGUAUCAUCACUUGGCUAUCUCCUGGAAGAAGAAGAACUAUAUAAACAAGGAUUGUGGAAGCGAUUGGAUGGAAGGCGUGGUAAUGAUCGUACGCGAUGGCUGAACUCCCCCAAUGUCUAUCAGAAGGUGGAAAUACUCGAAACUGGCACCCCGGACCCUAAAAAGAUAACAAAGUGGGUGGCUGAGGGGUCUCCGACACACUCUAGCACCCCCGUUAAGAUCGACGCCGCCCUCCAGUUCGUCCCAAAAAAUACCAACCCCAAGGAAUUCAAACGGUUGCAACAACAGAUAAAAGACUAUCGACGAGCAGACAAAAUAUCCGCGGGUCCUCAGUCUCACAUCCUGGAGGGUGUGACAUGGGAGGAAGCGAAGAAAAUGCAGGACGCGACGGUGACCCAGACGGGCGACCACGUCGUCCUCAUGGGUGCCGCGUCCAAGGGGAUCAUCCAGCGCGACUUCCAACACAACGCCAUGGUAUACAAGUCGCCGUAUGCCAAAAAUCCAUUCGAUUGCGUGACCGACGAAGAACUCGACGAGUACAAAAAGACGAUCGAACGAAAAGCUAAGGGAGAAUAUGACACAGAUUUUAGCGAAUCUGAGGGACUAUCUUCUUCUAAUAAACGAAUCGACGGUAAUGUUCAGUCACCCUUAUCGGCAGCUAGUGAAACUGAAGAGGAAAGCAAAGACGAACCUCAAGUUCUCAGAAUACAAACAUCGCAGGCUCCUAAACCUAGCCAACCUGAAGUAGUUUUAAGUGACGGUGUUAGAGCUGUUAAGGUUCUAUCGCAAGCAAUACAAGUGACUAGACCCAGUUUUUAUCGCACUUACAGUCAUUUCGGGUUCCCGAAGGGUUCUUACGCUCUUCCAAAUCCCACCCAUUUUCAUAUCGCACGCAUCACGCGCACCCCUAAAAGCAUGAUACCGAUUUUGAGAUCGCGAAUUCAUAAUCCUGGCUGCUCAGGUCGUCCUGGACGAGCCUUUUUUGACGUACCAUUACGAAACCAAGUCGACGUUCGGCCCAUCGUUACCAUAAAUAUUGGAGACGCGCAAGCCCUUACCCUUUCCAUUUCGAUGCAGACGUUACGCGAGUUUAUCUACCCCUUUGCGAGCACCCUACAGGCAAAUCGAGGCGUACGAACGAGAACUGCAGGGUGCCAAACUAGUUUCUUGGGGGAAGCCACAGAACCCUUUGGGUUUUCGUCGACCAGAAUUUUACAGCAUCCGAUGAUGAAUAACGACAGUGACGACGGGUCCGAUUACGAGAAAGAUAUUAUAGAAAAAAUGCACAUUUCUUUGGUUAAUGAGGUGGGCAGUAAAAGUCCGUGUGACGAAAGUGGGGAUGAAAGCGAAAAUCAUUUACAAUUAGAUCCAAGAAAGAAAAUCGAGACCCAAAUUGUUACUCUUGCGGAACAGUUGACUAAUAAAGUUUUAGAAAUAGGCGGAGAUUGUAAACUAUUUAAAAGGGUGGUUAUGGAUGCGUUGGAAUUGUUAAAUAUGUUGCCUUUUAAUGGCGUUUCGAAUGACGAAAUAAUAGCGAAUUCCACAAACAACAUUUUUGAUAAUAAUACGCUGAAUGGUAUGCCUUUCCGGAACACUUCAACGCAGGAAUUGAUUCAAAACGUCACGAAUAACAUAACAGAUGGAAACUUUUUCAAAUACUUACCCUUCCAUUCGUCAUCCUCGAGUGAAGAUGUUAUAUCUACUGCUUCGUCUGUUUCGAGUGUUAAACACAAUUUCAAUAAUCAAAUUCAAAAAGAAAGCGAGGAAACUCUUGCUGCUGAUAAUAAAGACGAUUCAAAAUCAGUUAAAGGUACGGAUAUACCAGGCAAAGUCCUGACUAUGUCGUACGUACUCGAGGAUAUUGAGGAGGAAGAAGAAGUAGAGGAAAUUGUCGAAAACUCUAAAGAGACCAAUUCCGUCAAUACUGAAAAAGUUGAUAUUGAAAACUUCAAAAAAAUUAUCGACCAGAUUAUCAACAGGUCUCUCUCCUUUUGGUAUGAAACUACAUCGAAAGCAGAAUUUUCGGAAAUGGAAUAUGUUAGUUUCUACUCUGAAAAGAAACCUGACUCUAAUGAGUCAGACGUGAAAAUAAUUUCUAUCGAAGAAAAAGUGGUUAAUGAGCCUAACAAUGAUAAUGCUUCAGUAGCCAAUAUUUGCUGCGAUCCCUCCGAAAACAGUCGGGACGAAGGGAUAAGUGCUUGCAGUAUUUGUUCCCCUGAAAAUUCUGAAAAGUCCAUUUGGCUUCUACCCGAAAAGGACGAGAAGGUUAUCAAAAUGUCCGAGGUGAUUUACGAAUAUUUACUUAAGCAGUGUUUCGAAAUAAAAGAACUGCUAAUUUUUCCUGAAAUCGUCCACGAUCCUUGCGUAUCGAAGUUGUUCGACAACUUAAAAAGGUUAUACCUCCAGUACUGCGGCGACAAAUUGUCUAACGAACAAAAAAACGAACUGCGACUAAAAAUGUCUGCGUACAUAAUAAAAAAACUCGAAAUAGAAGAAAAAUCCGAAGGGACCAACGAGAGCUACGAAGUUUCUGACAAGAUAUUCACCAUAAGCGAGUUUGUGGCCGAUAUUUUAGACAUGUUCUUCGAGAAGCAUGUGCCAGAGUGUGCUGAUAGGUCGCCAUGUUCUGACAAUGGCACAGCAUUCAACGAUUUCAUCCUCGAAAACAUGACCAGCGCGAGUCAUUCGACCCCGAAUCGAGAAUUGAAAGAGACCAAAAAGGAUGACGUUGUUGUGGAAAAGGAAAAGGUUUUGCCCAAAGCCGAAAGUUCUAAAAAGGAAAAAAGGCCUAGCAUUGGUAACUUCGAAUUGGUCACAGCGUUUAAGACGAAACAAUCGGAAAAAUCCGGCAAUGAAAAGUAUUGGAUUUCAAUCAGUCCAACUACCGAAAAACCGUUGCAACCCUGGACAAAAAACCCCGUUGCCACGCGGGUAAUAAACGUGGACGACAUACCUCUAAAACCACCCGCAGAUCUCCUUCUGCGUCAUCCGGAACCCGCCAGCAACAACCACCAAAAUCUCUCCCCAAUCGAAGAAGAACCUAGACGCAUCUUAUUUUCCGACAAAUCUGAAGAAUCGGACGAUGAAGAUUUCGAAACUCUUCUUCUAAUGACAAAAAACAGCAAACUGAGUGCCGCCAGGGACAGCCUCAUUAUCCAAAAACAAAAUUUUUCCACAAAAAGUGUUUCCUCCCUCGAAAACUCCAUCCCCCUCGAUAACAUUUCAGCCGCAGGUAUCGAAAGCGUAUCGUGUUCGAACCACCACACUUUGAUUCAUAAAAAGCAAACGGAAAUAUGCGAAUGCGAAAGGGGUUGUGACGUCCUGGCUGGCGGUGAUACCGACCAGUUACCCUCCUACGUUAACUUCGGGGAGUUUCCGGAACCGUGCGAGAAAAUAGUCUGCCGUAAUGCAGCCCAAUUUGUGAGGGUUGAAAACAACAACGAGUCCGUUGCUUAUUUGCAAAGGGUGAAUUUGGUUUUGAAACAGGGCAAUUGUAAAUUGAAUUGCGACAAUAUUAUUUCCGGUUUUAACAAUAACAACACUCCGUCAAUUUAUUCGGAAGAUUCUAAAACUACUAGCGAAACGUCUAUGAAAGGAUCGAGUACAAAUCAGAAUGCCCUGAACGAAAACGAAGAAGGAAACUGGAUGGGCUUCGACUUGGCAAAAUUUUGACUGUUUUAUGUACCAAGAAUCCGUUAAAAAAAAAAAAAUAAUGGAAUAUUCCCAUGGUUAUAUUUCAAUAAAUAAAUCGUUAUUUUCGUUCCA